Molecule: messenger RNA, 1452 nt
Organism: Coregonus clupeaformis (lake whitefish)
Lineage: Eukaryota; Metazoa; Chordata; Actinopteri; Salmoniformes; Salmonidae
Gene: mtg1
Product: mitochondrial ribosome-associated GTPase 1
Exons: 11
Coding region: 148-1107 (319 amino acids)
Cellular component (GO): mitochondrion
Molecular function (GO): GTPase activity; GTP binding
Source: RefSeq, a predicted model, not a curated record
AGAGAAAGUCGGGAUGUAAACAGUGUAACACCAAUGUGAACAUGACUUCAGUAAAAUGCUGUCAAUGACAGAGGACUUCAGACCAAUGGUUUAUAUAUACACAUCAUUGCUUCAGACACGUGAAAAAAAACUAAUAUAACAACAAAUAUGAGGCUUCAUCAGAUACUCCGCAAUGCAGCAAAUUUCAGGACGGUCUUUGACUUCGGCGACAGAGAGGUUGCUCACUGGUUCCCCGGACAUAUGGCCAAAGGUCUGAAACAGAUGAAGGCCAGUGUGAAGAAUGUUGACUGCAUCCUAGAAAUCCACGAUGCCAGAAUCCCGUUCUCAGGUAGAAACCCUCUUUUCAAGGAUAGUCUGGACGUCAGACCUCAUCUCCUUGUGCUGAACAAGAUGGACCUGGCUGACCUGUCUGCCAAGCAUAUGAUUUUGAAACAGCUUGAAAGACAUGGAGUGAAGAACAUCCUGUUCACAGACUGCCUCAGACAGAGAGAUGACAAUGUCAAAAAGCUGGUUCCCAUGGUCACAGAAUUGAUCGAGAGCCAGCCACGCUUCCACCGAGAGGAGAACACCAACUUCUGUCUGAUGGUGAUUGGGGUGCCCAACGUUGGAAAGUCAUCACUCAUCAACGCUCUGAGGAGAACCAACCUCAAGAAAGGUCGGGGGUCAAAGGUAGGAGGGGAACCAGGCAUUACCAAAGCAGUGUUGACUAGAAUACAGGUGUGUGAGAGACCCAUCAUCCAUCUACUAGAUACGCCUGGUGUCCUUCCUCCAAAGAUACAGAGUCUGGAGACGGGCAUGAAGCUAGCCCUAUGUGGAACCAUCCUGGACCAUCUAGUAGGAGAAGACAUCAUGGCAGACUACCUACUGUUCUCUCUCAAUAGACUGGAGAAGUACAGUUACGUGGAGCGGUAUGAUCUCGGGGAGCCUAGUGAUGACAUCCAGCAGGUGUUGAAACGUAUCGCUGUCAAACUGGGAAAGACUCAACGAGUUAAAGCCAUCACUGGAGUGGGUAACAUCACCCUCACAGUACCUAACUACACAGCAGCAGCCUAUGAUUUCAUCAGAUCUUUCAGGAAGGGAGAGCUGGGACGGGUCAUGCUGGACUGACCACAAGCUCUACCACACCACAGACUGACUACAACACAGACUGACCACUACCACAACACAGAUGAUUGGUCUGGCAGGCACACCCUACUCAGACUCAGGAGUCUGGUCUCUCACCAUAGAGCUCUACCGGACAGAGACCUUGUUGGAAACUCAAGAGUGCAGGUAUCCUCUCUACAGUAGACUGGUUUCUUGUCUCUGCUUUCUAGUCUCUGCUCUCUAGUCUCAACCAACACAGAGCAGCUGAUCAGUAAGAAUGCCGACACUGUUGUUUGUACAUAAUGUGUUUAUGUAUCUGUUACAGUGUAAAUGCACACAAUCAUAAUAAAAUGUAUUUUAUGUACAGUA